AUGCCACGUCGUUUGUUGCGAUGGGGCAAUACGAACGAGGCGGCGGGAUCCCACGUUGAUUUCAAGCCACAGAUUCCUGUCAUCGCCGAAGUUGCUCCCAUCCAUGUCAAGAGGAAUCAAGGAGUCGACAUGGGCCACCCUGACUCUGUCGAACCCCAGAAAAACGUUGGUUGA
Paracoccidioides lutzii Pb01 is the source of this 174-nucleotide messenger RNA. RefSeq lists its product as hypothetical. Bases 1 to 174 code for a protein of 57 amino acids. The transcript is spliced from 2 exons. The record is from RefSeq and is a predicted model, not a curated record.